AGACGGUACCCGGAGCGGAGCGAGCCAGAAGGGAGCAUGGUCCCCGCGCCGCGGCCGCGCCAGCCCCCGCGUCGCCGCCGCCGUCCCCGCCACAGCGGAUCUAGCUCCAGCUCCAGCCCCAGCCCCAGCCCCAGCCCCGGCCCCGGCUCCGCAGCGCCCGUCCGCAGUCCCGGCGGCUGCCGCGCCUGAGCGCAGCCCCCGCCCGGAGCCGGAGCCGCAAGCCCGGAGCCAGCCCCAGCCCCGCGGCCGCCGCGGCUGCGGGGAGAGGGCGGGGGCGAUGCUGCCGGAGCCGCCGCCGCCGCCGCCGCCUCGAUGAGAGCCGCGCUGCACCGCGCAUAGCCGCACAGGCUGACAGGCAGAAGGACCGACUUCCCUCUCCCAGGCAUCCUUCCUGGGCUGCCGGGAGGCGGCGGCGGCGGAGGAGGAGGAGGAGGAGGAGGAGGAACGCGGGGAGAAGGCGGAGAGCAGGAACGCGAGGAGGAGGAGGAGGACCUGGAUCCGCUUCCCCCGGCCAGGACCCGAGCGGCCCCAGCCACCGCUACCCGCCGGCGCCGUCCGCUCUCCAUCAGCCCUCCUGCGCCCACCGGCGACCCCGGGCUCUCUGCGCGUCGGGCCGGGGCCGGAGCGGCGCGGCCGGAGACUGUCUGGCUUCCUGGUGAUGCUCACACUUUGCUAAGUGUUGGUGGCCAUCGAGGUUUUCGCAUCCUGGGGACGAAUCCUGAGCUUGCCAGAGACGGGUGGCGCAAGGUCCGGGCUCUGUUUCCCUGGGAGAAGCCGCCUCGGCCCACCGAGAUGUCCCGGCACCACAGCCGCUUCGAAAGAGAUUACCGGGUGGGCUGGGACCGCCGCGAGUGGAGCGUCAACGGGACGCAUGGGACCACCAGCAUCUGCAGCGUCACCUCGGGGGCCGGUGGCGGCACAGCCAGCAGCCUCAGCGCCCGGCCCGGCCUCCUGCCGCUGCCCGUGGUGCCCUCCCGGCUGCCCACCCCCGCCACAGCUCCUGCUCCCUGCACCACUGGCAGCAGUGAGGCCAUCACCAGCCUCGUGGCCAGCUCUGCCUCUGCGGUCACCACCAAGGCUCCCGGCAUCUCCAAGGCGGACAAUCAGUCCCAGGGACUGGCGACCAGCAUCCGGUGGGGGCAGACGCCCAUCAAUCAAUCCACACCCUGGGACACCGAUGAGCCACCCUCCAAACAGAUGAGGGAGAGUGACAAUCCAGGCACAGGGCCAUGGGUGACCACGGUGGCCGCCGGGAACCAGCCCACCCUGAUCGCACACUCCUAUGGAGUGGCCCAGCCUCCCACCUUCAGCCCGGCUGUGAACGUCCAGGCCCCGGUCGUUGGGGUGACCCCCUCACUGCCUCCCCACGUGGGGCCCCAGCUCCCGCUGAUGCCAGGCCACUACUCGCUCCCUCAGCCACCCUCUCAGCCACUGAGCAGCGUGGUGGUCAACAUGCCUGCCCAGGCCCUGUAUGCCAGCCCUCAGCCCCUGGCCGUGUCCACUCUGCCCGGUGUAGGGCAGGUGGCCCGCCCAGGACCCACCGCUGUGGGCAACGGCCACAUGGCAGGGCCCCUGCUGCCUCCACCGCCGCCGGCCCAGCCGUCCGCCACUCUCCCCAGCGGUGCCCCUGCCACCAAUGGGCCCCCCACAACCGACUCGGCCCACGGGCUGCAGAUGCUGCGGACCAUUGGCGUGGGGAAGUAUGAGUUCACCGACCCAGGGCACCCCAGAGAAAUGUUGAAGGAAUUGAACCAGCAACGCAGAGCGAAAGCGUUUACAGACCUGAAAAUUGUUGUUGAAGGCAGAGAGUUUGAAGUCCACCAAAAUGUUCUAGCUUCCUGCAGCUUGUAUUUCAAGGACCUGAUUCAAAGGUCCGUGCAAGACAGUGGCCAGGGUGGCCGGGAGAAGCUGGAGCUGGUCCUGUCGAACCUGCAGGCGGAUGUCCUGGAGUUGCUGCUGGAGUUUGUCUACACUGGCUCCCUGGUCAUCGACUCGGCCAAUGCCAAGACCCUGCUGGAGGCGGCCAGCAAGUUCCAGUUCCACACCUUCUGCAAAGUCUGCGUGUCCUUUCUCGAGAAGCAGCUGACGGCCAGCAACUGCCUGGGCGUGCUGGCCAUGGCUGAGGCCAUGCAGUGCAGCGAGCUCUACCACAUGGCCAAGGCCUUCGCGCUGCAGAUCUUCCCCGAGGUGGCUGCCCAGGAGGAGAUCCUCAGCAUCUCCAAGGACGACUUCAUUGCCUACGUCUCCAACGACAGCCUCAACACCAAGGCCGAGGAGCUGGUGUACGAGACGGUCAUCAAGUGGAUCAAGAAGGACCCCGCGACACGCACACAGUAUGCUGCUGAGCUCCUGGCUGUGGUCCGCCUCCCCUUCAUCCACCCCAGCUACCUGCUCAACGUGGUUGACAAUGAAGAGCUGAUCAAGUCAUCAGAAGCCUGCCGGGACCUGGUGAACGAGGCCAAACGCUACCAUAUGCUGCCCCAUGCUCGCCAGGAGAUGCAGACGCCCCGAACCCGGCCGCGCCUCUCCGCAGGUGUGGCUGAGGUCAUCGUCUUGGUUGGGGGCCGUCAGAUGGUGGGGAUGACCCAGCGCUCACUGGUGGCUGUCACCUGCUGGAACCCGCAGAACAACAAGUGGUACCCCUUGGCCUCGCUGCCUUUCUACGACCGCGAGUUCUUCAGUGUAGUGAGUGCCGGGGACAACAUCUACCUCUCAGGUGGGAUGGAAUCAGGGGUGACGCUGGCCGAUGUCUGGUGCUACAUGUCCCUGCUCGAUAACUGGAACCUCGUCUCCAGAAUGACAGUGCCCCGCUGUCGGCACAACAGCCUCGUCUAUGAUGGGAAGAUUUACACCCUCGGAGGACUUGGCGUGGCAGGCAACGUGGACCACGUGGAGAGGUACGACACCAUCACCAACCAAUGGGAGGCAGUGGCCCCUCUGCCCAAGGCAGUGCACUCUGCCGCAGCCACAGUGUGUGGCGGAAAGAUCUAUGUGUUUGGUGGGGUGAAUGAGGCAGGCCGAGCUGCGGGCGUCCUCCAGUCUUACAUUCCUCAGACCAACACGUGGAGCUUCAUCGAGUCCCCAAUGAUUGACAACAAGUAUGCCCCCGCUGUCACCCUCAAUGGCUUCGUUUUCAUCCUGGGCGGGGCUUAUGCCAGAGCCACCACCAUCUACGACCCUGAGAAAGGAAACAUUAAGGCGGGCCCAAACAUGAACCACUCUCGCCAGUUCUGCAGUGCCGUGGUGCUUGAUGGCAAGAUUUAUGCAACUGGAGGCAUUGUCAGCAGUGAGGGGCCCGCGCUGGGCAACAUGGAAGCCUACGAGCCCACAACCAAUACAUGGACCCUCCUCCCCCACAUGCCCUGCCCCGUGUUCAGACACGGCUGCGUUGUGAUCAAGAAAUACAUCCAAAGCGGCUGACGUCAGUAGAAAGCCCACAACAAGACUGUGGACAAGUCUGGUGAGGCAAGUGCCACACAAUGAUAAUUUUCCAGCGACACCAACAAGAAGCCAACAAAACACAAUCAAGGAACUCACUGCGUUCAACAUGUUGAAUACGCUCUACAUUGAAUGUAGGAAAUCAUCCUCGCCUUUGGGUGAGACAGUGGCAUCGCGCUCAGAGCAGCAGAAACCACGACCCCGCCGCCGGGCUGGCUGCCUCCUGCACUGGUGUUCGCUCUGAAUGGGGGUGCUCGCUCUGCCAGGUGCAAUAGUUUCACGUAUUUUUCAACUGGGAGACAGAAGCUGUUUUUUUCCUUCCUGCAGAGUAAGCUUGAUCCCUAAACAACCAUAGAUCUGUUAUCUUAUGACAGCACUAGGCAUCAGGCUCUCUUGGAAUAAGAUCAAAGUGUCCUUAUCACUUUGAUUCCUACUUUUGUUUUUUAACCAAUCUACACGUUCAGUGGCCGACAGAAAACAAGGGACAAUACUGUGCAUCACAAGGCCUAGGAGGCUGCCGGUCCCCACCGGGGCGGAAGAGAAGCCCAGCUGCCCACGCUGAGCAAGGGGUGGCAGCCACAGGACAGCCGGGGAGCAGGCACAGCUGUCCGUCCUUCACAGGUUUUUCUACUGUGUUUUUGCUGGAGAAGGACAAAGUGAUUGCGCUAGCUUUCUCUUACCCAGUAUGAAUUAUUUAGAUUUCUGAGGCAUUUUCUUGAUAAACAAAAAGGCUAUUUUUAAGUACUGAGAGGAGGAGGCCACAAGAGGGAUAAUGUGGGAAUUCCCAAAGCUCUUUGUAGGUAGUGCCAGAGGGGGGCAUUUGCUCUCAUUUUUCUAUGUGCAGAAUAGAGGAUCUCUCCUGGGGUGGGCAAUGCCCCCAUUUUAUUUUUAGAAAAAGUAACUCCCAGACAGCCCCAUAAAAGCUGUGCCUCGUGGAGGCAUUACCCAAGGAAGAAGAGUCUGUUCUAGAAGGAGCCCACUUCUGGCUCUGGACAGCGGCCCAGCUCCCUCCAUGAGGUCAAGCUGAGGACCCAGGCCAGUGGGAAGGGAAGGAGGGAGAAUAAGCAUCUAUAAAGCACAGGAGACUAUUUUUGAUAUUCAUAGCUAUAUAUUAAGGCACCUGCCGCAAGAGCUCUCAGGAUGGGGACAGCCUUCUUAGUCGAGCCAUGACAGCCAAGGCCCGAGGGCGUGAGCAGAAUCACUCUUCUUGUCACAUACGAACCUGAGAAAAGGGAAGCCAGGAGGGAGGUCACACCGUGGCUCAAAAGAGAAAGGCCCUCCCGCUAGUCCUUAGCCCCCCAAACCUCACACGGUAAACAGUUUCCAUUCCAGGGCAGGAAGAAUGCUGCCGCCACCGCCGCCACCACUGCGCUGUUGAGUCGAAGUUGGUACCAAAUACACAUUUACCACUUUUAUAUCUGGGAAGUCAACUUGCCAUCAUUUCAUGAUAACGACCAUUUAUAAGAGAAAAAGACAGGACACGCUUUCCAUCUUUCAGCAUUUGAUGACACAAAAUUCCAGUUCUAACGUUGGGCAUCAACUUCUAGCACUACAAGUGUGGCUCCCACUUGGACGAGAUAAACCGAGCUUCGUUAUGCAGUUUUUAAUAUUAUUUAUUAUUUUAAAAAGUAAUAAGCACAAAACUACAUACAUUGUAUGUCAUUUAAAGUAUUUAUGUCAAACAGGGUGCAAGUGUGAACCCAAGGACUGGAGCACAAAUUCCUAACUGCCUGGGGCAGGGCUAAUGUUAGCAUUGGUGUGCGUCUGCCUCCAAAGGAGGUUCUAGUGGUCAGCGAGACUCAACACAGAUGACAUUGAAAUUCCAUUUCUCUCCUCAUCUAUCACACUGGAGCAAAACUGGCUAUUUCUGUGAAUGAUAUAAAACAGGGUUCUCUGUAAUGGUAUUGUACAUAGUAUAUGUUUAUUGUUAAGUUCUUGUUAUAUUAUAAUAAAUAUAUUUAUAGAUCUAGACUUGGAA
Cebus imitator (Panamanian white-faced capuchin) is the source of this 5416-nucleotide messenger RNA. RefSeq names its product kelch like family member 29 (gene KLHL29). NCBI's taxonomy places the organism in Eukaryota, Metazoa, Chordata, Mammalia, Primates, Cebidae. Bases 793 to 3420 code for a protein of 875 amino acids. The record is from RefSeq and is a predicted model, not a curated record. Gene Ontology annotation, molecular function: protein binding. The transcript has 14 exons.